This is a messenger RNA of Brassica oleracea var. oleracea, 1031 nucleotides long. RefSeq names its product probable WRKY transcription factor 71. Gene Ontology annotation, biological process: regulation of DNA-templated transcription. Gene Ontology annotation, molecular function: DNA-binding transcription factor activity; sequence-specific DNA binding. The record is from RefSeq and is a predicted model, not a curated record. NCBI's taxonomy places the organism in Eukaryota, Viridiplantae, Streptophyta, Magnoliopsida, Brassicales, Brassicaceae. The transcript is spliced from 3 exons. The coding region runs from base 68 to 898 and encodes 276 amino acids.
CCUAACAACUAAGCUUAAAAGAACCAAUUAUCUUCCUCUUCCUCUUCCUUCUCCUCGUCUUCAACUAAUGGCUGAUCACAAGAACACUUCUUUCGAGGAAAAAUCUUUCACAAGCUUAACCAAUUGCUUAAAAAGUUCAUUAGUAAUGGAUUAUAACUCACUAGAAAAAGUCUUCAAUAAUAGUUCCCCUUUCCAACCGAUUUCACCGUCCAGUAUGGGACAAAUAGCGAAUUACCCUUACUUAAACCUCAAUCCGUAUUCUCCAAUAGUCUCUUCUUCCUCCAAUGAAGCCGACCCUAAAGAAAGCCUCGGAGAUAAGAUCUCAAUGGAGGAUCAUGACGGAGACCAACGUGGUGUUGGUGAAAGCUCCAAGCAGUUUAUGGUUAGGACAAAACAAGGUAAAGGAAAAGGAGAGAAGAAGGAAAGAGAAGCUAGGGUUGCUUUUAUGACCAAAAGCGACAUUGAUCAUCUUGAAGAUGGUUAUAGAUGGAGAAAAUACGGACAAAAAGCCGUCAAGGACAGCCCUUAUCCAAGGAGUUACUAUAGGUGCACAACGCAAAAAUGUAACGUGAAGAAACGCUUAGAGAGAUCGUCUCAAGAUCCCUCGAUCGUAAUCACAACCUACGAAGGCAAACACAACCAUCCGAUCCCGUCGGGUUUGAGAGGUCCUGUCAUCGCGGAACAUCUAUUAGGUAACCGUGAAAAUGGUCUGCUCCAUAGCUUCCCACGUCACCAUCGAGAGUUUCUUAUGAUGAAUCAUUCUCCGGUCAAUUAUCAGUCGGUGGGAUCUGUACCGUACGAACAUAGUCGUCCUAACUCUAGUAAUCUACGUGAAGUUGUUGACUAUGGUCUUCUUCAAGACAUUGUUCCUUCAAUGCUUUUGAAGCACGAAUCUUGAAAGAGAGAGAGAGAGAGAGAUAUCGAAAUACUUAUUUAGGUCAUAUAUAUGGGUAUAUGAUGCAUUUAUGAAUACAUUUAUAUAAGUAGAUAUAUUUACUAUACAUGUAUGUGUAUAUAUUUCACAGACAAGA